Messenger RNA from Fusarium coffeatum, 1866 nucleotides. RefSeq lists its product as uncharacterized. NCBI's taxonomy places the organism in Eukaryota, Fungi, Ascomycota, Sordariomycetes, Hypocreales, Nectriaceae. The record is from RefSeq and is a predicted model, not a curated record. Bases 1 to 1866 code for a protein of 621 amino acids. The transcript has 3 exons. Gene Ontology annotation, cellular component: site of double-strand break.
AUGGAUCGUUUCCGAAAUAUCGCUGGUGAAUACGACGAUACCGCAGUUAUGGACGAUAUCAAAGCGCAAGACGAACAAACAGCUCCAGGGAGCCACCCUCGGUCGCCCAUGACAAAAACGCGGUCCAUGUCCGAUGGAGGUGGAACUCCCUCUCGACUUUCCCCUUCACCACGAAUUGUCGAAGCAUCUCGCCGGACAUCAAAAGACGACACUAGUAUUCCGACUCCUCAACCUGUCACGCCUCGCCGACCCAAUUUCUCGAAUCGCGGCUUCUCGAUACAAAUGCCCCCGCGAGAUUUCACUCCACCACCCGCGAAUUCCUACGUCAAACCUGCUCCUUUAUCACCUAAACUCGACCACUCCCAGAUAUACGCAUCUCCUACCAACAUUCUCCCUCGUCGCUCCCGCGGUCUCGACUUUUCCAGAGCUGCUACAAGCCUACAUCACUCGACCCUUGCCGAAUCUUCCCCAGACUCAUCGCCCACCGCUGGUGGUAGGGCGAUGAACAUACCGAGCCGAAGAAGUCACUAUGCAGGACCUGAACAGACAUCAACAUCUCUAUGGUCCGUUAUGGGCAAUCAGGAAAAGAUGCACAUCAGCAGCUCGCUUGGGAGUCAGGCGAUCGGCUCUGAUUCGUCCAGCAGCUCUGAUGACGAUGAGCUGAUGGAUGAAGAUAUGGACGAGAGCUACGUAACAACUCCGCAAGUCAAUAAGAUUGGUCCAGUCCUCGGCCCAGGGUCUGGUGGGACCUUUGGAUCCCCUGCUAUGAGCAGCCUCAUGAGUUUCCAACAGCGACAAAGACCCCGCAAACAAGCCAAGAAGAAGGCUCGUGGGCCUCUUGGACUGGGGUUCAGUGGCGCAUCUUUAUCCAAAUCACCACCAACUAAUUCUUCACGAGCCCGGCGUGAGAGCAUCAGUUGGCAAGCUAAUCAAUUGCACAUUUCUGGUGCAAAUUCCGAUGAGGCACGAGCAAUGGGCGACGUUGACGGCAUUGGUGAUGGUCGUAAUGUCAUUCGGAGAGUCGUAACACGACGGGGAAAUCUUUUGCCUAAAACAAAGACAUUUGCACGGAUCCGAGCUGCGCUCAUGGAGGAGAGCACCCCCGCAGAAUCUGAAUUUCGUCGCGAGGCCGAAGUUGUCAAACAAGUCCGCGAUUGCGACAUGGAGUUGGAGCCCAGAAUGUCGGAAGCGAACGUGGAAUCAACACAACCUACAACGGCUCCUUCUUCGCCUACACUAACACAACAAGAAGGUCUCAAUGAUGUCCCCGAAGACGACAUUAUGGGCGACAUAGCCAUGGGCCUUUCUAGCAGCUUUAAGCAACAUGCUAUCAAGAACUCAAAGGGCAAGACUUUCUGGGAAACAUUUUCAGAGUCAAGUAGCACUGGCGGUGCCAGAACCACACCGCCUCCCGCUGCAUUUCUCCCACGAGGAUCAUCCUCAGGUAUCAGUGAGGACGUGGCGAUGGACUCACCGUCAGUCGGUGGAGCUACUGCCCCGCAUAAUGGCGGCAAUCAACCACCUAGUGCUGCAGAAAUCACCCGAAAGAUCAAUAGUAAACGCCGCCGUGAUGAUGAUUUCGACCCCGUCAGCUUUAAACGUCGAGCCGUCAGUCCCGGUAUGAGCGUUCACAAUUCACCCGUCACGCAGAGUCCUCUCCAACGAGACGGCAUGUCAUGGGGUUCUCGUCCUGGAAGCAACGGAGGCGAUAAGGCGGGCAGCAGUGCUCCAAGUGAGGCUGGUAGCACACCAGGAAAUCUGUCUGGCAGCAGCUCUGCAGCAGGUCGCCUCAACAGCAAAGGAAGAGUCGGGUUUCAGGGAAUGGUUGAUACCCAUGAUGGUCUUAUGCGCAUGAGCAUUGAAUAA